GUCCUAGGGAAUUACAACUCAUAGUCAUAAGGUGUUAAAUCAAUAGAAAAUUUUUGAAACGUUUUUGGUUUGCAAAAUGAAUCUAGAACGUUUUACUCUGGUGUCCAAUAAAGUUGUGGAGUUUAAAUCUACGUGGCGUACCGGAGAAUCACUAAAACUGGUAGAUACUUCCAUUGGUACCGAUCCACCGGCACCAAAAGUCGAUGCAGGAACGGCACCGAUUGAACGAAAGGAUGUUGCGAUUCAAACUGGAGGUUCUCCUCGGCAUGUUUCAGUCACGUGUGACGAUGCCAAGUUAUCCAAUUGGUUGCAAAAAAUUUACCCUCUGGUUGACGAAGAGCUAUCUGCCGGCGUUACCGAAAGCUUCGAUGUCAACGAUAACUUCUGCGAUUCGACCGAAAGGGUAACCAUUCGUAAGCAUCAAGAGCUAAUGUUGAAACCAUCGAACCCCGGUACGUCCCAGAAGCUUAGCAUGGGCGCGGCCGCAUGGCUUUCGAUUGCAACAAGAGACGCUCCUCUAUUAGUUCUCGCAUGUAGCUCAUACCACGAGGCUUGGUGUGAUCAUACUUACUCAUCAAUAACGGCAUUCACUCCACGACGUGACUCCUAUGGAUCAGUUCAAUGGGUCGAGCUGUGCAGUAAUCCCGUCAAGGCGUGCAUUGAAACCCUGGAAACCAAUCCGUUCAAUAAAGACAUGUUCGCCGGAGGAACCGUGUCUGGCGAUGUUUACAUCUGGCACUACGAAUUGAACCUCAAGAAUGAACAAAAUUCAUUUUCGGAAUUGUUCUCCGAAACAACGGACUUUGGUAAGGUGGUUGACAUGGCGUGGAUGAAACCCAAUCCGUUGACCAAAGAUUUUGGUUUGCUGUCCUGUCACAGCGAUGGAAUAGUAAUUUUAUGGAAAAUCGGCAAGCAUAUUGGGAAAGAUAAGACAUUUCGUAUAACGACAUCUGCUUCCCCUCAGAAAGCAAUAAUGCUCACGCAAAUUCUGGCCAUUUCCAAUUCGGAGUUUGUAGUCGGCACCGUCGAUGGAAGCAUCUUACUCUGUUCAAUUACUCAACUCAUACCAAUAGGAAAAGGUUCAAAUGGUUCCGGAGCACCAUCAUCUUCCAAUGCGAAAAGUUUCUUUGCCCCAGCGAUUACAGAACUGCAAUCGCACUCGUUUGCCGUAACGACGCUACUAAAAAUGGAAAAUUCGAGGCAACAAUUUCUUAUCAGUUGUGAUCUAACUGGAGAAGUUUACUUUCACGACAUCUCGGAUGCUAUUAAUUCGACACCUACGUUGAUUAUAAAGAUGCCUCUACCGUUUAAAAAUAAAAUCAUUUGCUCGGACGAUAUGCGCUUUAUUCUGAGUCCCAACAAUGAUGGGAUUUUGGAUGUAUACAAAAUUGAUAGUGGCACGCAAGAAAGCAUUGAAUCGGGCGGAUUAAGCGGAAAACCCGGUUUAAUCAGGUCUAGUACUAAUGGGAAGUGGCUAAUCACAGGACCUUACGAUGGAGGCUUCAUCAUUUACUCAGUCUAUAAAGACGUAUAAGCAAUAUGAGUAUUGUUAGUUAGUUACUGAUUUACCAUCAAUCACAGACAAAUCUUUCAAACGGUAAGUAUAACAAGAGCAGCAAUCAACCAUUAAAAAGGUGAGCGAUGAACAGUGACGAAAGUGCGACACGUAUGUUUGUCUGUGAUUUAGUUUAGUAUCGGAAUAAUUGAAUACUUCCAAAAACAGGAUGUCUGCUCAUUUACAGAAAUACAAUUCCCUGAUAUUUCCAGGUUUAGAAAAAUAAUUGCAGGUUCAAGUAAUUCUCUAAAAUACAUAAAUGAUUGACGUAUGUUU
Molecule: messenger RNA, 1831 nt
Organism: Aedes aegypti (yellow fever mosquito)
Lineage: Eukaryota; Metazoa; Arthropoda; Insecta; Diptera; Culicidae
Exons: 5
Coding region: 77-1534 (485 amino acids)
Biological process (GO): intraciliary transport
Cellular component (GO): ciliary plasm; cytoplasmic dynein complex
Molecular function (GO): dynein heavy chain binding; dynein light chain binding
Source: RefSeq, a predicted model, not a curated record